GAGGGCUGGCACCCGAGCGCCGCCGCCGAGUCGGUGCAAUAAAAAUGCAUCCCGGGGCGCUGCCCAGGGGGAAGGACCGGACCGCGGCGCGGCGGCCUGCGGAGGUGGUGCGCGCGGAGGAGGACGCCCCGGAGGCGGCGGCCGGGAAGUGAAAGGUCUCGCCCGGGCCGGCGGGCGGCGGCGGGCGCAGGAGCCCCAGGGCCGCCGGGCCGGCUAUGCUCCCCGGGCUCCCGCCGCCCCCGAGCUGCCCCGGCCCCGCCAGGCCGGCGCGCGAGCGUCACCCCGCCGCUCAGUGACCGCGGACUGGAGCCCGGCCCUCGGCGCCUCCCGGCCAUGGGGGGCUGCGCGCGGAUCCUGCUGCUCUGGGGCUGCUCGGCGGUGGCCGCAGGGCUGAGUGGAGUAGCUGGAGCGAGUUCCCGCUGUGAAAAAGCCUGCAACCCUCGCAUGGGAAAUUUGGCUCUGGGGCGAAAACUCUGGGCAGACAGCACCUGCGGACAGAACGGCACCGAACUGUACUGCUCCUACAGCGAGAAUGCCGAUCACACUUGCCGGCAGCCCAAGUGCCACAAGUGCAACGCUGCGCACCCUCACCUGGCGCACCUGCCGUCUGCCAUGGCAGACUCGUCCUUCAGGUUCCCCCGCACGUGGUGGCAGUCGGCAGAGGAUGUGCACAGAGAAAAGAUCCAGUUGGACCUGGAAACUGAAUUCUACUUCACUCACCUAAUUAUGGUGUUCAAGUCCCCCAGGCCGGCAGCCAUGGUGCUGGACCGGUCCCAGGACUUUGGAAAGACCUGGAAGCCUUACAAGUACUUUGCGACUAACUGCUCAGCUACUUUUGGCCUGGAAGAUGAUGUUGUCAAGAAGGGCGCCCCCUGCACCUCUAGAUACUCUAGUCCUUUCCCGUGCACUGGAGGCGAGGUUAUUUUCCGAGCUUUGUCACCACCAUACGAUGCGGAAAACCCUUACAGUGCCAAAGUUCAGGAGCAGCUGAAGAUCACCAACCUCCGCGUGCAGCUGCUGAAAAGACAGUCUUGUCCCUGCCAGAGAAAUGACCUGGACGCGAAGCCCCAGCAUUUCACACACUACGCAGUCUACGACUUCAUCGUCAAGGGCAGCUGCUACUGCAAUGGCCAUGCUGACCAGUGUGUGCCUGUUGAUGGCUUCAGGCCCGUCAAGGCCCCAGGAGCAUCCCAUGUGGUCCACGGGAAGUGCAUGUGCAAACACAACACGGCGGGCAGCCACUGCCAGCGCUGCGCCCCGCUGUACAAUGACCGGCCCUGGGAGGCGGCUGACGGCAGGACCGGGACCCCGAAGGAAUGCAGAACCUGCAAGUGCAGCGGGCACGCGGACACCUGUCAUUUCGACAUCAACGUGUGGACAGCGUCAGGGAAUCGCAGUGGCGGGGUCUGCAACAACUGUCAGCACAACACAGAGGGUCAGCACUGCCAGCGCUGCAAGCCAGGCUUCUACCGGGACCUCCGCAGACCCUUCUCCGCCCCAGACGCUUGCAAAGUCUGUUCCUGCCAUCCCGUCGGAUCAGCUGUCCUUCCUUUCAGCUCAGUGAUCUUCUGUGACCCCAGCAAUGGUGACUGCCCUUGCAAGCCUGGCGUGGCAGGGCCACACUGCGACCGGUGUAUGGUGGGGUACUGGGGCUUCGGAGACUACGGCUGCAGGCCUUGCGACUGUGCGGGGAGCUGCGACCCGCUCACGGGAGACUGCAUCAGCAGCCACACGGACCUAGACUGGCAUCAUGAAAUUCCUGACUUCAGUCCCGCACACAACAAGAGCGAGUCCGAGUGGGCCUGGGAGGACGAGCAGGGGUUUUCUGCCCUGCGGCACUCAGGUAAAUGUGAAUGCAAGGAACAAGUAUUAGAAAACUCCAAGGCAUUCUGUGGAAUGAAAUAUACAUACGUGCUAAAGAUAAAGAUUUUAUCAGCUCAUGAUAAAGGUUCUCAUGCUGAGGUCAACGUGAAGAUUAAAAAAGUCUUAAAAUCUACCAAAUUAAAGAUUUUACGUGGAAAGAGGACAUUAUAUCCAGAAUCAUGGACGAACAGAGGCUGCACCUGUCCGAUCCUCAAUCCCGGUUUGGAGUACCUGGUAGCUGGGCACGAGGAUGUAAGAACAGGCAAAUUAAUAGUGAAUAUGAAAAGCUUUGUCCAACACUGGAAGCCAUCUCUUGGAAGAAAAGUCAUGGAUAUUUUAAAAAGAGAGUGCAAAUAGCAGUCGAGGGGUAUCGCACACAAUGACACUUCUCUGUGUACACAACACCAGCUUAAUGAAAAAGAGACCUCAAAAAUACAACUGGAAGUGUUUUGUGUAAGUGCCAAACUGUAAAGAAAUGUUGUACCAAUCUGUUCUGGAACCGUGUUUAAAUUCAGUUUUGCUCCAGAAAGAGAAACGGGAAACCCUACACUGAUAUGUUUUCUAUGGAACUGAUCCUGAAGGUCGUGAUUAUUAGGGAGAUUUUCAUAGCAGCGUGAUCCUUAGCAGCAAUCCAUUGAGGGCAGCACCGCUCACAAGGACUCCUUCCUCCAGCUUUGGCUAUGUUACUUACCUUUGAGGCUACUUAAAGUCAUUAAUGAGAUUUUAAGAGAUCCCCAACCCUACCAUCAGGAAAGGUGUUUCUUGAAAAGAGCCUUCCCUUGGGUGUUGUGUCUGAAAUGGGACCUGUGGGGUGUGAAGUGGGACUCUCCACGCGUGUAUAGUAUUUCCUUGUAUAAAGCACUUUACUACCUAACAGUCGUGUUGUACAGAUUUGGAGACUGCUGCUGACAGGAAGAAAAGAAAGAGGUGUGUGUAAGAAAACCUACUGAGACACAGCACUGCCACUGCCCACGGACAAAAAUGACCAUAUAAAGGAAGCUGUUCUGUUUAACUCUGAACCCUCAGAGGACAAAACCUAAAAGAAGACUAUAUUCCCAUGAAGUCUCAGCUUCGGGCUAGAGGUUAGAUUCCACAGUCCUGGCCCCCAUGAAACUGUUUUAAAAACUAAAAAAAGAGACUUUAAAAUAAGGGAAAGGAACCCGAAGUGUAGAAGAGGUAUGCUCGCAUAAAGGAAAGGAGGACCUGAACUUCUUAAAAAGCUCAUUUAUUUGCAAUGCACUUGUAUACAUUUCAAAAAUUAUUGUAGACACAGAAUGUGUUAUGUUUUUUAUGUUUAGUAUUUAAACCUAAACAUCAAAGCAGUUUUCUCCUUUGUCUUUAUUAACAGUAAUGGUCACUAUAUAUACCCAUUAAUUUUAACACAAUGUAUGUGAUAGUUCACCAAAUUGCAGUUUCUCAUUAUUUCUUAUUUUUUGCACCCAGGCAUAACCACUCUAUAUAGAUUCUUUCAUACUUGAAUAUACAAGACGUGAACCACAGUGCCAUAAGAUUAAAUUCACAUACAGAACGUGUUUUCCCCCCUGAGGUCCUGUGGACUUGCAAAAUAUAUAUAAAUAUAUAUAUAUUGCUUUGUUAAUUUGUUUUUUAUAUUUCAUAUAUGUAAUAAAGGAAUAUGCUCUCCUGA
This is a messenger RNA of Cavia porcellus (domestic guinea pig), 3508 nucleotides long. RefSeq names its product netrin 4 (gene Ntn4). The transcript is spliced from 10 exons. Gene Ontology annotation, cellular component: laminin trimer. Gene Ontology annotation, molecular function: protein binding. The record is from RefSeq and is a predicted model, not a curated record. Gene Ontology annotation, biological process: substrate adhesion-dependent cell spreading; animal organ morphogenesis; tissue development. NCBI's taxonomy places the organism in Eukaryota, Metazoa, Chordata, Mammalia, Rodentia, Caviidae. The coding region runs from base 334 to 2220 and encodes 628 amino acids.